AUGUCUCCCAACAGUGACAACGCCAUGGCCCGCUUCCUCUUCGCCAUCCUGAAGCAGAAGAACCUCAAGGACAUUGACUGGAACGAAGUCGCUCAAGAUCCGGUCCUGCUGCAGCCCAUCACAAAUGGGCACGCUGCCAGGAUGCGAUACUCUCGCUUCCGUGCCACCGUCACUGGCCACGAGCCGCAGAAGAGGAGUCGCCAUGGCGAAAAGGGGAAGAUCUCCAAGCCCAAGAAGGACGCACAAACGAAGAAGGAGCCGACCAUCAAGUCGGAGUCGCUCGCCAGUCUGUCUCCGCUUGCACAGUUCUCUCCAGCUUCGAUGGUCUCCCCAUAUCUGGGCGACACCAUGGACGACUUCAAUGCUCGGUUCCUGACUCCUUGCAGUGAUGACAUGACCCAAGCUCUGUCAGUCCAUCCCGCUGCCGUCGAGAAUGGCGCUCGCAAGGCCUCGUCCGCCUUCACUUCCAGCACGGACGGAAGUCCCGACUUUCCUCUCUUCGACACAUUCGACCCUGCCUAUGACUUGAGCAGCUACAGCGCCGAGUCUGGGGACUUUCCCCAGAGCCAAGGCAUCUCUGACCUCGGCGCCACUCAGUCCUUGGUGGACUGCGGCCAGGACUGGAGCGACCGCUUCCACGACCCGCAGCUCUUUUGA
Purpureocillium lilacinum is the source of this 657-nucleotide messenger RNA. RefSeq lists its product as uncharacterized. Lineage: Eukaryota; Fungi; Ascomycota; Sordariomycetes; Hypocreales; Ophiocordycipitaceae. The record is from RefSeq and is a predicted model, not a curated record.